AUGUUGGUCACCAGGGCCAAGUCGACCCAGGAGCUGGAAGAAGUGACCAAUGAAGCACUGUCCCUGUUGGAGAAGCGUAUCACUGACUUUGGCCUUCAGAUCGCGGUGGAGAAGACCGAAGCCGUCCUCUUCACGUACAAGUACAAGUACACCCAGCCCGCGAUCAGACUGUGCGGCGGCGACAUUCAACUCUCGACCGAGAUGACCUAUCUUGGGAUGGUGGUUGACAAGUCGAUGCUGUUCAAGGGCCAUGUGAAGAGAGCGGCAGCCAGAGCAGCGGCUAUCGGGAACCAGUUGGCAAGGAUCAUGCCGAACAUGGGCGGGCCCCGAGAGGACCGACGGCGGCUCCUGUCGUCGGUGGUGCACUCGGUGCUCCUAUACGGUGCCCCUAGCUGGGCGCAUACGCUUAAGAUCGUGCCAGGAAACGUCCGGACCCUGAACAGAGCCCAACGGAGAGUUCUUCUCCGAUGUGCCUGCGCGUACCGCACCGUCUCCGAGGCGGCAACUAACGUGAUCGCGUCAACGCCGCCUGCAGACCUCUUGGCGAAGGAGAGAGAGACGGUGUUCGACCGGAGACAGGGCCCCGCAGCACCCACGGCAGGCAACGUUCCGAGGACCAACACAAUGGAGGCGUGGAAGGAGGGAUGGUCGACGGAGGAAUCUGACCUAACCUAA
Macrosiphum euphorbiae (potato aphid) is the source of this 675-nucleotide messenger RNA. NCBI's taxonomy places the organism in Eukaryota, Metazoa, Arthropoda, Insecta, Hemiptera, Aphididae. The record is from the annotation of a GenBank genome assembly.